Messenger RNA from Pocillopora verrucosa, 1062 nucleotides. RefSeq names its product uromodulin-like. The record is from RefSeq and is a predicted model, not a curated record. Lineage: Eukaryota; Metazoa; Cnidaria; Anthozoa; Scleractinia; Pocilloporidae. Gene Ontology annotation, molecular function: calcium ion binding.
AUGCUAUGUAUGGUGUCUCUAAUGUCUCAAGACACAUCCGGCUGGCAGUGUGGAGCCGAUGUCUACUCCAACUAUCAAAUGAUGCUUAGAGCCCACACCUUCAAGACGAUCAAGGCUCGUCCAGGCACGUCUGACUGCAGACAAGCCUGCAACGCUGAUACCAGAUGUCAAAGUUACAACAUGGUCAUGUUCAGAGGCAUAUGUGAAUUGAAUAAUAGGACCAAAGACGCCAGGCCAGAUGAUUUCAUAAAGAACAAGGACAGAUAUUACAUUACAAAGGUUUACUAUAGAGUUCCUCUCGGUUCCAUUCCUGAGCUGCCUGCUGAUUCGUGUGAAGAGAUUCUAGCAAGUGAAGGAGAGAAAGCUGUCAGCGGUAGUUACUGGUUGGAUUUUAACAGAUCUGGAAACUCCUUGUUGACCCACUGUAACAUGGGAAUGAGAGAUAUCGACGAAUGCGAAGAUAACCUCCAUGACUGUCAUAGCCACGCAACUUGCAAAAAAACAAAUGGUUCCUACUUCUGUGCUUGUAAACCAGGAUUUGGGGGAGAUGGAAAAAACGAAUGUGAAGAUAUUGAUGAAUGCACCGAAGGAUCUCACGGUUGCCAUAGUAACGGGACAUGUGGAAAUACUGUAGGUUCGUAUAACUGCAAAUGUAAGACUGGAUUCUCCGGUGACGGUUUUAGCUGCGAACCGACAGAAUGUGUGGAAUAUCACGAAUUGAACGAUGCUCGCAGGAAAGUAACUUACGCAGCUGUUCGACCAUACAAGUGCGACGAUUCAAUCAUUCCAGGCUGGUAUCGUAUGGUAGAACCUGCUGGUAAACGGAUUCCGACGACAUGCCCGGGUAAUACGAUGUGUGGUACAGCUCGACCUGGAUGGAUGAAUGGUGUCCAUCCUGCUGUGGAAGAUGGUGUUGUUAGCAGAAAGGUUUGUUUCUCAACCAGGAAUUCCUGCUGCUAUAAAUCUCUUUGGAUUAAAGUGAGAAGCUGCGGUACUUUCUAUGUGUAUUACUUGCGGGGCAUACCAAAUGUCUGUCCCGAAUCGUACUGUGCAACUGACUGA